CGUGUGCCAGGUCGCUAUAUAGUGGUGCUAAAUGAUGAGGGCGACGUGCACGGUAGUGUCAGGAGGCUGAGGAUGACUGCGGCCAGGAGAGGCCACCAAGUGGAGCUCCUCCGCACCUUCUUUUUCUCGGGAGCCCUACGAGGCUUCUUGAUCAAGAUGAGCAGCGAUGUCAUCCAACUGGCAAUGAUGCUCCCACACGUCCAAUAUGUGGAGGAGGAUUCCUUCAUCUUCGCUCAGAGCACCCCCUGGAACCUCCAAAAGUUACUGUGGCCUCACCAUGGCAGUACCUGGAAUAAUGCAACAUACAAUCCUCACAGUGAUGGCGGCUUAGUGGAGGUUUAUCUGAUGGAUGGUAGGAUACGGACUUCUCACAGAGACCUGCAAGGACGAGUGGUCACGACAGAUUUCGAUGGCAUACCUGAAGAAGAUGGAGUCAAAGUACAUCUCCAGGCCGGUCGGUGUACCAGUCAUGGUACUCACAUUGCGGGCGUGGUGGGUGGUGCAGACUCGGGCGUGGCCAGAGGUGUUGCCAUCCGCUUGGUACGGGUGCUCAACUGUCGUGGCAAGGGGUCUGUGUCUGGGGCGCUCGCAGGGUUGGAGUACAUCCGGGCGGCUUUACACGGGCGUCCAACUAUCGUGUUGCUGCCUCUUGCGGGUGCCUUAAGCCGCUCCUUGAACGCAGCUUGUAGGGAGGUGGUGGCAGGUGGCUCCGUGGUCGUGGCCGCAGCUGGAAACUACCGGGAUGAUGCUUGUCUCUACUCACCGGCAUCUGAACACGAGGUGAUCACCGUUGGGGCGGUGGACCACUGGGACAGGCUAGUGGCGCAAGGAGCGGGCGGCACCAACUUUGGGCCCUGCGUAGACUUGUUCGCACCCGGUGAUGACAUCAUCAGUGCUAGCGGCGAAUGUGAUACCUGCUUCGCGGCCCGCGGUGGAACCUCAGAGGCGGCGGCACAUGUGGCAGGCAUCGCGGCAGUGAUUUUGUCAUCCAGUAAGAAAGCGUCACCACUGCAGGUUCUGCACGCAAUGUUACGUGACGCCACAGGUGCCAGAGUAGACUUCCGCCCGCUUUUGGGAAUGUAUAGCCUUAGCACCCCUAACAUGGUGGCUGCCAUGCCUGCUCCAAUGAACAACAACACAAACGUGGGGCUUCUGUGUCGCUCGGUGUGGUCAGAGAGGCUCGGACCCUUCGUCACCAAGACAGUCAGUCGCUGCCGUCAGGGGGAGCUGAUGAUGGGAUGCAGUAGCUACCACCCACACGGAAGAAGACCAGGCCAAACCAUUCACGCUCUGAAUGCAGGGUGUCCAAACCACAUGUUCACCCAUUAUGUCCUCUGGGCUGGACCCGGACCGAGUGGCGGCCGCUUGUUGGGGGCGACGCCGAGAGGGUUGACACUGACGGGGUGA
Nerophis lumbriciformis (worm pipefish) is the source of this 1407-nucleotide messenger RNA. NCBI's taxonomy places the organism in Eukaryota, Metazoa, Chordata, Actinopteri, Syngnathiformes, Syngnathidae. The record is from RefSeq and is a predicted model, not a curated record.